This is a messenger RNA of Sycon ciliatum, 1197 nucleotides long. RefSeq lists its product as uncharacterized. Lineage: Eukaryota; Metazoa; Porifera; Calcarea; Leucosolenida; Sycettidae. The record is from RefSeq and is a predicted model, not a curated record. The coding region runs from base 826 to 1197 and encodes 123 amino acids. The transcript has 3 exons.
GUCAGUCUUGCAUUCAACCUCACUCCUUCAAGGGAAGUGUGGGGCUCUGAUAUGUUUGAUCAUUCGGGGAAGCCUUGUAACUCCAUACCUGGUGAUUCGGGAUGUGUGUUGCUUGGCAAUGAACGAUGAGUCAUUCUUGCGUUCAACCUAACUCCUGCAAAGGAAGUGUGGGGCUCUGAUUUGCUUGAUAAUGCCGGGCAGCGAAGUGACUCCAUGCCCGGUGGUUCAGGAUGUGCGUUGCUUGGCAAUGAACGAGUCGAUCAGUUAGUCUUGCAUUCAACCUCACUCCUUCACGGGAAGUGUGGGGCGCUGAUACGCUUUAUAAUGUGGAGAAGUCUUGUAACUCCGUACAUGGUGAUUCGGGAUGUGUGUUGCUUGGCAGUGAACGAUGAGUCAUUCUUGCGUUCAACCUCACUCCUUCAAGGGAAGUGUGGGGCUCUGAUAUGCUUGACAAUGCGGCGCAGCUAAGUGACUCCAUGCCCGGUGAUUCGGGAUGUGUGUUGCUUGGCAGUGAACGAGUCGAUGAGUCGGUCUUGUAUUCAACCUCACUCUUUCACGGGAAGUGUGGGGCUUUGAUAUGCUUGAUAAUGUGGAGAAGUCUUGUAACUCCUUACCUGGUUAUUCGGGAUGUGGUUUGCUUUCCGGUGAACGAUGAGUCAUUCUUGCAUUCAACCUCACUCCUUCAAGGGUAGUGUUGGGCUCUGAUAUGCUUGAUAAUGCGAGGCAGCCGAGUGACUCCAUGCCCGGUCAUUCGGGAUUUGUGUGGCUUGGCAGUGAACGAGUCGAUGAGUCAGUCUUGCAUUCAACAUCAGCCGAAAUGAUUCCAUGCCCGUUGAUUUGGCCGUCAUCGGGGUCUGCUACAGCGUCAUCGAGGUCUGCUACAGCGUCAUCGAUGUCUGCUACAGCGUCAUCGAGGUCUGCUACAGCGUCAUCGGGAUCUGCUACAGCGUCAUCGAGGUCUUCUGCAGCGUCAUCGAGGUCUGCUACAGCAUCAUCGAGGUCUGCUACAGCGUCAUCGAGGUCUGCUACAGCGUCAUCGAGGUCUGCUACAGCAUCAUUGAGGUCUGCUACAGCGUCAUCGAGGUCUGCUACAGCGUCAUCGGGGUCUGCUACAGCGUCAUCGGGGUCUGCUACAACGUCAUCGAGGUCUGCUACAGCGUCAUCGAGGUCUGCUACAGCGUCAUCAGGCAUCAUUGA